Messenger RNA from Podospora pseudopauciseta, 295 nucleotides. RefSeq lists its product as uncharacterized. Bases 1 to 249 code for a protein of 82 amino acids. The transcript has 4 exons. Lineage: Eukaryota; Fungi; Ascomycota; Sordariomycetes; Sordariales; Podosporaceae. The record is from RefSeq and is a predicted model, not a curated record.
AUGCCGGAGGAUCAAGAGGGUGAAGACGAGCAACUCAUGAGCAACCUUUUCAAAAGUCGACACCCGGAUUACGCGUCAGCCUAUUGGUCGGAGCAACUCUUGAGUCACGAUAACGACCCUCGUCCACCGCCCCCUCCUGCGACCUCAGCAGCGCGCCCUUGCGGCCUCAAGUCUAUCCGAGCUGAUCCCCCCACCGCCGCCCCCCUUUUUUGCCCCCAGCAUCCGGUCUUCUUUCUGCUUGUAGCCUGACAUAUCAUGAGUUCCCAUGUCAAUGCAAACCAAGAUGGAUAUCACC